AUGGCGGCAGGUGUUCGAGAUCCAGCAUUCUGGCGGCGGUUUUCAAUGGCAGUACAUUUGGAUGAAGAGAAGGGAACCAUUUCAGAUACCAGGUCAAAUUCAACUGCGUCUUCUACUGCGCCUUUGAGGCAUACAGAUACAUGGCUCGAGCGAAAUCGGAAGAAACAACGUCGGACCCGAAUGAUAGGCUGCUUCAUCGCCAUCAGCUUUAUACUGGCCAUCGUGGGCAUUGUCCUUGUGUUACUGUGGUGGGCAAAGGUUGGCCCAUUCAAGGACAAGUCGUCCUGA
Messenger RNA from Fonsecaea pedrosoi CBS 271.37, 288 nucleotides. RefSeq lists its product as uncharacterized. The transcript is spliced from 2 exons. The coding region runs from base 1 to 288 and encodes 95 amino acids. Lineage: Eukaryota; Fungi; Ascomycota; Eurotiomycetes; Chaetothyriales; Herpotrichiellaceae. The record is from RefSeq and is a predicted model, not a curated record.